UUAAUCUCUUUAUCUAUGGAAAAUUCCGAAAUUCCAAUACACACUUCCCCUCUUUCCGAUUGAAUCUCGUUUAUUUUUUUUUUGCAGUGACCAAUUUAUCUAGAUAUUUUAUAAUAAUAAUUUCAUAUUGGUUAAACAGAUCACAGUUGUGAUUAUAUUGUGUUUUUUUAAAGUUGAUUGUCCGUGUUUGGAGUAUUUUGUUGUAGGUGUGAAGCGGCAUAAGAUUUCUAAAGCAAAUUUUCUCCUAUAAAUGUCGUUUAACGUUUGUUUAUAAUGCUUACUACAGUUAUCGUUAACGGCAUUGCCAAAUUCCAUACAUCAAUUGUUAAUAGUAUCAAAAAACGUCAAUGGAACUUGGUGCCUUCUUGAUCAAUUAAGUGGACUUUUUUGCUUGGUCCUCUAAGUAACAGUGCUUCCCAAGUGUUUUUUCUUUAGUCAUUGUAAUUCGUUUGUUUUUUAUUUUGUUAAUUUUUGUUCUUUAUAAAUGAGGUUGUGAAUUCAUUAAUAUGUGUCCAUAAAGUUAUGUCGGUUCGAUUGUCUAGCGGGUGUUUACCCGCAAACAGUGAUAAGCCAACAUCUCCAUCUUCAGAAAUGGUAGAAGCUAAUGGUGGUCAACAAGUAAAUCAGCAACAACAACCAAGAAGCAAUAGUAUGGACUAUUUAAAUUUUGAAGAAAAGAGGCAAAUCAUUGCUUCAUCCUUGUCACUCACAGACUUUUUACAUACCAGUGGAACAACUACUACACCUACAUCACCUACAACUGGCAAAUAUAUAAUUGCUAAGAAACAAAAUGGUACAGCUCUUAGAACUAAUAGUUUAGGGUCUGGAACGCGUACCAGUCCUCUUCAAUUAGAUCGUAAGCAACCAAGCAAGUUUUCAGCUUUAGGUAAACUUUUUAAACCAUGGAAAUGGAAGAGGAAAAAAAAAUCUGAAAAAUUUGAAACUACAUCAAGAAAUUUAGAAAGAAAAAUCUCAAUUAGAGCAAAUCGAGAUGAAUUAAUUCAAAAAGGAAUUCUAUUUUUAGAUAGUCCUAUGGCUCAAUCUCACACGAUCUCUGAUAAUGAUAAUUCAACACAACUUAAUCAAACUUCAAGUAGUACAACUACUUGUGUUACUGUCACUCCAACUAUUGGUUCUUCUUUACUUUUUCAACAACAACAAAAUAGGUACUCCAACCAUUACAUGAGUGACUUUAACAAAGAUAUGAAGACUGAAACAGCCCAAAGUCAUUUUGAUUCAAUUAAUUCAACGACUUAUGAGCAACAGUCACAUAUUACUGAGCAGCCUAGUAGUUCAAAACCAGAAAGACCUAAUUCACUCACGGGACCUGGAGGUACACUCACUAGGCGACUAUUUUGUUAUCAUGCAGCUAAUCAAUCUCUGUUAACUGGAUCAAGUCAAUCACCAACAAGACCUCCCAACUUAUUUUUGCCAUCAGGUUGUGAAUCUCCUAAAUUGAAUUGUGAUAAAGCAUCAUCAUUAAUUAUUUCUGGGCAAAAUAAGUUUCAAAUAAGUGGUGGUGCAAAAACCAGUUAUUAUCAUUCCAGUCCUAGGAUGAUAUUUGGUCAUUCUGGACACCCUUCAUUAAUGCUUUCUGAACUUCCUGAACCUCCUAUACCUGUAUCAGAAGUAGGUCCUAUCCCUCCACCACCAAUGUUUAGUUCACCAGCUCAACAAUCUUAUUUAUAUCAACAUAAUGAUCGUCAAAAUAACUAUUCUAAUGAAAAUAAUGAUGAAGAAAUGGAUAUGAUAACUAAUGAAGAUAAUUAUGAUGAUGAUGAUGAUGAGGAUGAUGAUGAAGAAUAUGAUGAUGAAGAUGAUGAGGAUGAACAAGAAGUAGAUGACAAUGGUGAUGAUGAUUCAAAUGGUUUUAGAAUACGUAAUCGCCAUAGUUACUCUAGCCGUGUAGAACAAAUACCAGCUAAAGAACCUGUUUUUAAUGCACAACCUCUUAAAUCUGCUUUGAAGAAACCAUCAACCCCAAAUCAAAACCAACAAGAUAGAAUACAAAUAAACAGAAGAGCUCCACUUAAACCUAGGAUACGUUUUUGUGGUACUAACCAUCCAAUAGUGUUUGGUAUAUCACUACCUUGUUCAUUGCAAGAAAAUAAGGAAAACACUAGACCCAAUGAAUCAAGUGAUGAUGACAGCUCUGGUGAUGGGCCUAUAUUAUACAGAGAUGAUAAUCUUGAUAAUCGAUUAGCUGAAAAAAUUGCUAGGAAAGAUAGUUUAGCUAUAAAGUUAGCAUUACGACCAGAUCGACAAGAGCUUAUUAAUCGUAAUAUUCUUCAAGUUCAAAGUGAUAAAGAACGACAAGAAACAAAAGAAGUAAUUGGUGCUCGCCUUAUAAGGAGGUUGAGUAUGAGACCAACACAAGAAGAACUGGAAGAAAGAAAUAUUUUAAAAAAACAAACUGCAGCAGAAGAAAAAAAAUUAAAAGAAGAAAAAAAGAAAAUGCUACUUAGAAAACUGAGUUUUAGACCUACAGUUGACGAAUUAAAAGAAAAAAAAAUUAUAAGAUUCAAUGAUUAUAUAGAAGUGACACAGGCACAUGACUAUGACCGAAGGGCAGAUAAACCUUGGACACGUUUAACAACUAAAGAUAAAGCCGCUAUUAGAAAAGAACUUAAUGAAUUUAAGAGUUCGGAAAUGGAAGUUCAUCAAGAAAGUAAACAUCUUACUAGAUUUCAUCGACCAUGAAUUCACUUACAGUCACACUAUUAUUUUGUAUAUGUUUACCUAUAAUACGUUUUUCUUUAUUAAUUACUUGUUCUCAAUCAAUUUUUUCAUAAGUUGGAAAGUAAGAGCAUUCAUAUAUUGACGAGUAGUUUAUGUCCGUCCAUAAUGAUUGUGUGCAAUAUUAUUUUUCAUAGAAGCUCUAAUAUAAUGAGAUAAAUAUGUUAUACUUACAUUAUAACAUCAUAACUUCUGCUGCUUUUACAUUCCUCAUAAUUGUCCCACCUAUUUAUGUAUAAUCUUUAUGUACAUGUUUUCUUUUUAAACAUGAAAUUAAUUUGUAAUCUAUACUAUUUUAUUACCAUGUUGAAAUUAAAGGCUCAUUGUUUUGUUUGUUUUAUUAUAACAAAAAAAAAUAUUUAGAAUUAUUGUUUAAUGGAUUAUACUUAUUAAAAUUUUUUAUUUAUUUUUCACCAGAUCCUUAUUUUAUAUUAUUAAUUUAAUUUUUUUGUAUAUAGUGGUAGAUUUAUUUCUACAAAUGAUAAAAUUAUAAUAAACCUUUUCUUCCUAAACUAAUUAUUUUGUAGUAUAUAAAAUUAUACUUGUAAUACACAAAGUUUUUUUUUAA
Daktulosphaira vitifoliae (grape phylloxera) is the source of this 3304-nucleotide messenger RNA. Its product is annotated as phosphatase and actin regulator 2. The record is from RefSeq and is a predicted model, not a curated record. The transcript has 15 exons. Gene Ontology annotation, molecular function: actin binding. Bases 523 to 2700 code for a protein of 725 amino acids. Gene Ontology annotation, biological process: actin cytoskeleton organization. NCBI's taxonomy places the organism in Eukaryota, Metazoa, Arthropoda, Insecta, Hemiptera, Phylloxeridae.